Molecule: messenger RNA, 365 nt
Organism: Belonocnema kinseyi
Lineage: Eukaryota; Metazoa; Arthropoda; Insecta; Hymenoptera; Cynipidae
Exons: 5
Coding region: 63-365 (100 amino acids)
Source: RefSeq, a predicted model, not a curated record
UUACUAAAAACUUAAAUUUAUCGUCUGCCUACCAUGUGAAAAAUUUUUUCUGAAAUAUUUGAAUGGUAGUAAAAAUGACAAGUUCUGUGUCUGACAGUGCUGUCAAAUGCAGGCAGGAUUCUUCAUCUAUUUUAGACGUUAAGGAAGACGGGGGGACUUUAAAAAAAAUCGACGAAACUUGGAAAAGGAAGAAAAAAAAAGAAACCUCAGGAAUAAGAAGAUUCUUUGAAAGGGGUUGGUGCAAAGAAAAUAUCAACGAGAAUGGAACUGAGCUGAACUCAGAAGGUAGUGAAGAUCAGCAAUGUAAGUACCAGCAGCCACGUUGUUCUCUCAUCAAAAAAGCUGAGAACAUUGUGUAUGGCUGA